AUGAGUGGAAGAAGCAUCAGAUGGAAAACAGGCACCACAAGAAAUAGAAAUCCUAAGGACACAACAGGAGAAGGACGAAACGAAGAAUACGAAGAGCAGCUAGUGAAGGCAAGAAGGAAUGGGCGGCUGUAUUGGGGGAAAACAGCUACGAAGAGAGAAAGGUUACAGAAAAGGGAAUACAACAAGAACGAAAGUCUUGACGAAGUCAGCCAUCAUGGAAGGCAUAUAAGAAAGAUAGAAGACGCAUUGGAUAUAAUAGAAGAGAACAAAGACAAGAUAAAAAGCACCGUGGAACACGCCAGGGACCUGGCACGGAAUAAGAGCAGAGAAUCAAUGAAGAAAAGACAAAUGGCACUGAAAACUAUGCAUUUGGCCAUGAAUUCAGGAAAUUCGAAAGAGCGUCAUAUAAGCCGGAUAUUUGCGAAUAACCACCUAGAUGAAGCACUCCGGGCCGAAAGAAUAAUUGGGAUUGCUGCGCAGUUGAGUGAAGAUAUGGUAAAUCUGUAUGGUGCAGUCAGGAAAACCAAGCGAGCUACAGACAUCGCCGCCCAACAGAAAAGCAAAUUGCUGAAUUAUCAAAAGUGCAUGAGCUGCAAAAGAAUGACGAAAAGGAAGAAACCAAGAAAAAACGAACACGAUAUAGAUGGCAAGAUGAAAACCAUAUCCAAUCAAAAAGCAAAUGAACUGAAUCCACAGAGGAACUCCGUAGUGGAGAUAUAUAAUAACAAGAAGGAGCAGGAAUUGCAGGAAGAUAUAAAGAAUACGAUAAUACUCCUACACAAAGAAGCCGAAGAAACAGGUGCCAUUGCAGCAUAUCUAUUAGCAGAGAAAGCUGCUAUAGAGGGACAGAUGAUACUGGAACAGAUAAAGGAAGCACAGAAGGUGGCCUUACAGGACAUGAAUGACACGAUCAAAGAACAGCAGAAAAAGCAAUACAUGGAGGAAGCCUUGCCAGAGGCACAAGAAAAUGAGGAAUUCGCUGACGAGGCAAGGAAGGAAGCAGAGAGUGCUUUAGUGGCUACAACAUUAGAGAAGAAGAGAGAAGGACAUAAUAUGACGAAGUACAUGAGUGACCAGGCUAUAGAGGGAAGGAACAGAGUAGAAUAUAAAUUAUUACAGAUAAGGCAGCAGGAUUUUUUAGAGAAGACACCAGUAUCGUGGGAAAACAAAGAAGUGAUAAAGGACGUCCAUGAAUCAGUGCUUCCAGAGGACGACCACGACGAAGCAGAAUGGUAUGGAGGAUGGUGGGAAGAAGACAAAGACAAUCUGGAAAAUGAUAUAGACGAAAUAGUCAAGGAGGAAUCCCCAGAAGUAGACGGACACAUAACAGAGGACUACAUAGGAAAAAUACAGGGACCCCAAGUUGUACAGGAGGUGGGGAUGAAAACUCCAGACGCAGGAAGCCAAGUAGAAGAGCGGAAUGAUGAGCAACAGGAGGAGGAGGCUCGAGCAGAUGAAAUACUAGAAGGGUCGACAACAGGAGGAUAUCCCAAAGAGAAAGAUUCACCCGAGGGGGAACAGGAAGCAGGUAAUGGAACUGUGUUACCUUACAUCCCUUAUGUGCCGAGUCGAGAUGGGGUGAUAGAAUAG
Molecule: messenger RNA, 1590 nt
Organism: Plasmodium inui San Antonio 1
Lineage: Eukaryota; Apicomplexa; Aconoidasida; Haemosporida; Plasmodiidae
Exons: 3
Coding region: 1-1590 (529 amino acids)
Source: RefSeq, a predicted model, not a curated record